Pteropus alecto (black flying fox) is the source of this 7264-nucleotide messenger RNA. It is a transcript of the gene PDE3A, whose product is annotated as phosphodiesterase 3A. Lineage: Eukaryota; Metazoa; Chordata; Mammalia; Chiroptera; Pteropodidae. The coding region runs from base 16 to 3441 and encodes 1141 amino acids. Gene Ontology annotation, cellular component: cytosol. Gene Ontology annotation, molecular function: 3',5'-cyclic-AMP phosphodiesterase activity. The transcript has 16 exons. The record is from RefSeq and is a predicted model, not a curated record. Gene Ontology annotation, biological process: positive regulation of oocyte development; oocyte maturation.
UGAGUAGGGCACACCAUGGCAGUGCCCGGCGAGGCCGCCCGAAUCAAUGACAAGCUCGGCCACGGUGGGGUGAGUCGAGCCCCCGCGGACUGCCUGAGUGGCGCGAGUCCCACAUCACCGCGGGACUCCAGCGGCCGCGGCUGCUGGGGAGACCUGGUGCUGCAGCCGCUCCGGCGCUCCCGGAAACUUUCCUCGGCGCUGUGCGCGGGCUCCCUGUCCUUUCUGCUGGCGCUGCUGGUGCGGCUGGUCCGCGGGGAGAUCGGCUGUGACCUGGAGCAGAGUAAGGAGGCGGCGGCGGAGGAGGAGGAGGAGAAAGCGACCCCGGGAGCAGAAGGGGGCGUCUUCCCGGGGCCUCGGGGAGGUGCUCCCGGGGGCGGCGCGCCGCUCAGCCCCUGGCUGCAGCCCUCGGCGCUGCUCUUCAGUCUCCUGUGUGCCUUCUUCUGGAUGGGCUUGUACCUCCUGCGCGCCGGGGUGCGCCUGCCUCUGGCCGUCGCGCUGCUGGCCGCCUGCUGCGGGGGGGAAGCGCUCGUCCAGAUUGGGCUGGGCGUCGGGGACGAUCACUUACUCUCACUCCCCGCCGCGGGGGUGGUGCUCAGCUGCUUGGCCGCCGCGACAUGGCUGGUGCUGAGGUUGAGGCUGGGCGUCCUCAUGAUCGCCUUGACUAGCGCGGUCAGGACCGUGUCCCUCAUUUCCUUAGAGAGGUUCAAGGUCGCCUGGAGACCUUACCUGGCGUACUUGGCCGGCGUGCUGGGGAUCCUCCUGGCCAGGUACGUGGAACAAAUCUUGCCGCAGUCUGCGGGGGCGGCCACGAGGGAGCAUUUUGGGUCCCAGCUGAUUGCUGGGACCAAGGAAGAUAUCCUGGUGUUUAAGAGGAGGAGGCGGUCCAGCUCCGUGGUGUCUGCCGAGAUGUCGGGCUGCAGCAGCAAGUCCCAUCGGAGGACCUCCCUGCCUUGCAUACCCAGGGAACAGCUCAUGGGACAUUCAGAAUGGGACCACAAACGAGGGCCCAGAGGAUCACAGUCUUCAGGAACCAGUAUUACUGUGGAUAUUGCCGUGAUGGGUGAGGCUCACGGCCUCAUUACCGACCUCCUAGCAGACCCUUCUCUGCCUCCCAAUGUGUGCACGUCCUUGAGGGCUGUGAGCAACCUGCUCAGCACCCAGCUCACCUUCCAGGCCAUUCACAAGCCCAGAGUGAAUCCUGUUGUUUCCUUCAGUGAAAACUAUACCUGUUCUGAUUCUGAAGAAAGCUCUGAAAAAGACAAGCUGGCUAUUCCCAAGCGCCUGAGAAGGAGUUUGCCCCCAGGUUUGUUGAGACGAGUUUCGUCGACUUGGACAACCACCACCUCAGCCACAGGUCUACCGACUUUGGAGCCUGCCCCAGUACGGCGGGAUCGUAGCGCCAGCAUCAAGCUGCAUGAAGCACCUUCAUCCAGUGCUGUUUGUCCUGAUUCUUGGAAUAACCCGGUGAUGAUGACCCUCACCAAAAGCAGAUCCUUCACUUCGUCUUAUGCUGUUUCUGCAGCUAACUAUGUAAAGGCUAAAAAGCCAAAUCGACCAGGUGCCCUCACUAAAAUUUCACCUCUUUCAUCCCCCUGUUCCUCACCUCUCCAAGGGACUCCGGCCAACAGUCCAGUCAGCAAAAUUUCCGCAGUGCAGUUUCCAGAGUCUGCCGACACAACUGCCAAACAAGACCUAGGUUCUCACAGGGCCUUAACUUAUACUCAGAGUGCCCCUGACCUGUCUCCUCAGACACAGACUCCACCUGUUAUAUGUAGCAGCUGUGGCAGGCCCUAUUCCCAAGGGGUUUCUGCUGAUGGGCCCCUGGAGAGAAGCAGUGCAGCCAUUCGGACACCAAGAAGAACAGAUGACGUUGCUCAAGUUACCUCUGAUUAUGAAACCAAUAACAACAGUGAUAGCAGUGACAUUCUACAGAAUGAAGAUGAGACCGAAUGCCCAAGAGAGCCGAUGAGGAAAGAGUCAGCUUGUAGCACCUACCCACCAGAGACCAUGAUAUUCCUGGACAAACCAAUUCUUGCUCCUGAACCUCUUGUCAUGGAUAACUUGGACUCUAUUAUGGAGCAGCUAAAUACUUGGAAUUUUCCAAUUUUUGAUUUGGUGGAAAAAAUAGGAAGAAAAUGUGGCCGUAUUCUUAGUCAAGUAUCAUACAGACUUUUUGAAGACAUGGGCCUCUUUGAAGCUUUUAAAAUUCCAGUUAGAGAAUUUAUGAAUUACUUUCAUGCUUUAGAGAUUGGAUACAGGGAAAUUCCUUAUCAUAACAGAAUCCAUGCCACUGAUGUCUUACAUGCUGUUUGGUAUCUUACUACGCAACCUAUUCCUGGCCUCUCAACUGUGAUUAAUGAUCACGGGUCAGCAAGUGACUCAGAUUCUGACAGUGGAUUUACACAUGGACAUAUGGGAUACGUAUUCUCGAAAAUGUAUAAUGUGCCAGAUGAUAAAUACGGAUGUCUGUCUGGAAAUAUCCCUGCCUUAGAGUUAAUGGCACUGUAUGUGGCUGCAGCCAUGCAUGACUAUGAUCACCCAGGAAGGACUAAUGCAUUCCUGGUUGCAACGAGUGCUCCUCAGGCGGUGCUUUAUAAUGAUCGCUCGGUUUUGGAAAAUCAUCAUGCAGCUGCUGCAUGGAAUCUUUUCAUGUCCCGGCCAGAGUAUAACUUCUUAGUUAACCUUGACCAUGUGGAAUUUAAGCAUUUCCGUUUCCUUGUCAUCGAAGCAAUUUUGGCCACUGACUUGAAGAAACACUUUGACUUUGUAGCCAAAUUUAAUGCCAAGGCGAAUGAUGAUGUUGGAAUAGAUUGGACCAAUGAAAAUGAUCGUCUACUGGUUUGUCAAAUGUGUAUAAAGUUGGCUGAUAUCAAUGGGCCAGCUAAAUGUAAAGAGCUCCAUCUUCAGUGGACAGAGGGUAUUGUCAAUGAAUUUUAUGAACAGGGUGAUGAAGAGGCCAGCCUUGGAUUACCAAUAAGCCCCUUCAUGGACCGUUCUGCUCCUCAGUUGGCCAAUCUUCAGGAAUCCUUUAUCUCUCAUAUUGUGGGUCCUCUUUGCAACUCCUAUGAUUCAGCAGGUCUAAUGCCAGGGAAAUGGGUGGAAGACAGUGAUGAGUCAGGAGAUACUGAUGAUCCAGAAGAAGAAGAGGAAGAAGAAGCACCCAAUGAAGAGGAAACCUGUGAAAAUAAUGGAUCUCCAAGAAAGAAAACUUUCAAAAGGAGGAAAAUCUACUGCCAAAUAACUCAGCACCUCCUGCAGAACCACAAGAUGUGGAAGAAAGUCAUCGAAGAGGAACAACGGUUGGCAGGCACUGAAAAUCAGCCCCUGGACCAGUCUCCCCAGCAGCAUUCCUCAGAACAGAUCCAGGCCAUCAGGGAAGAAGAAGAAGAAAAAGGGAAGCCAAGAGGAGAGGCAAUCCCAACCCCAAAGCCAAACCAGUGACAAUGGAUAAAACGAGCUGUGUUCCAAACCGAGUGACUUGUCACAGACUCUUUUCAAGCCAGCACAACACUUAGACACAACACUGUAGAAAUACAAGAAGAUGGGCAAAUGGCUACUGCAUUUUGGGAUUCUUCGCAUUCUGUGUGUUUAUUUUUACAGUGAAGUACAUGGUUAAAAACUCUUGCUCAGAGAAGCUUUCACAUUGCAACACCAGCUUCUAAAGAUUUUUUUUUAAGGAAGAAAUAUAUUUGUGUGUGUAUAUAUAUAAGCUCUCACGUAGAUACAUGUAAAAUAUAUUCACACACAUGAACACACAUAAACACAUACACACUGAAAGCCAGUAUUACUGGCUCCACAAUUUAGUAACAUUCGUAUUAAGAUAUAUAGUGGUCACUGUGAUAUUAUAAAUCAUAAAGGAAAAAUAAAGGAAAAUGAAGGAAAUGGUGCCGCUUAGCAAGGGAACAGUGCAGCAAAUGUAGGUUACAAUUAAGAAGCUUUUGCUCUUAAUUCCGAGGGAUGAAAGUUCCAGAGAAUUAUUUGAAUUCCUAUCUCUCCUGCCAACAUCUUGUAUGUGUGUGUGUAUGUCUGAGUCUGUGUCUGUGUGUGUGUAUUAAGAGGGAGAGAGAAAGAGGAUUGAAAGGGUUCUUGUGUGUAUGUAUUUUUCUGUGUAUGUAGAGAGAGAUUUUUGUGGUUAGUAGUUCAUAGAAUUCCAGCAGCAGAUGACUCAGCAAUUGUGAACAAACAGAAGGAAGUCCACUCUGCAGUGUCUUAGGCAGCCAUUCCAAAAGCCUUCCUCCAUUUAGCUUCAAUAAAGAUCUCUUUGCAGAAGGAGGGUAGUCAUCUGCUGGGUGAGAGGGCCAUGUGAUUGGUACUACUGCUACAGACCACUAGGGGGCUCUCUAUCACCAGCCUUAAAUCUGGAAGACUGAGGCAUUUUUCAAUCUACUUGCCUAAUGAAUGUAUAGGAGAUGUUUGUCUCUGAAUAUGUCUGUCACUCAACCUAAGAUCAAAUCACCAUUUAAGGGGACGGCAUUCUUUAACACCUAGGAAGGAGCUGGAGUCAGAUCUUUAAUCAGGUUAGAACUCUAAAAGUUUUCCAGAGAAAACCUGGGAAAUUACUCUUAACGGUAAUCUCCCAUGUCUUAAUUUGCUGCAAAAUGUGUGUGAUAGAAAAAGGCAAACAGAGACCCCCUUUGGGAUAUAUAGUGAGAGAUGAAGGGGAAAAUUUCAACCUAGCUUUUGGUGUUUGUUGACAUAGUGAAAGCCUGAUUCUUGGCAACUGUUGAAGAUUGAUUUUUUGGUGGUAAAGGUCCCACUGACCAACCCUGUUGUGGUAUUCCACAUGCUGUGUGAUGGGGUGGCUUUUAUCUGCAAUUUGGCCCAUUGUCAUGCUUCUUUUGGCAGGGACAAUUAUAGAAGGAUUUGGGGGGACUGGCCUAUUAUUGAAAGUUGGUGUUUUUUUUUUUUGGUUUGUUUAUUUACACUUGUUUAUGCUGUGAGCCAAACCUCUAUUUAAAAAGUUGAUACUCACUUUCAAUAUUUUAUUUCAUAUUAUUAUAUUUGUCAUGAAUAAUUACCUUGAUGUAAAUAUAAAGAUUUUUUUUGUUGUUUCUGUAGAUACAAACUUUUUUUAAAGGGAAAAUGAAACAUUUUUAUAAAGUUAUAUUUUAAUCACCAUUUUUAUACAUUGAAAAUAUCUCCAAGCCCAGUAAAUGAGUGAUGAUUCAUGGAGGUCUAUGGACAGCCACACAUCUACCUAUUCUAGUAUAAGUGAUAAUCUGAUACAGGUAUCUUGUGCCAAUUAAAUGAGGAUGCUGCAAAGAAUGUUUUUUUUACUAGUAACUUUUGCUAACUUUUGGGUCCAUGACUCCCAAGUGAAAGACUUUCCUGACCAACAUGAAAUGCUCAUCAUUGAUGUUCCAACACUUUUUGGUUAUAACUCUUCCUUCAGUACUAUAUACGGACCUGCUCAUCAUCUAAACAAUCUUAGCUUCUAAGCAAACCUUGAUUGCGAUUUCUACUUUUUAUUUCCUCUGAAGUCAUAGAAGAGUGUUUACAUUAAAAAUGCCUUUGUUUCUCAUUAGCGAUUAUUUUUCCAUUCCAAAGCAAUGAUUUUACAGUAAUCCAUGGCAUUUUUAAAUUAAAGCAAAGAUAAUACAAUCAGAAAUAAACAUGGUUUCAAGGCAAAUUUCCCAAUAAGUAGGAAAAUAUGGAAAAGAUCAAACUGAUACAGACUCUACCUAAAUAAGAAUAAUUGCAUUGUUUUUUUUUGAGUUAACACCAGUUCUUCAUUAUUUAGGACUUACUGAGUUGUUUUCCAUUUUCUUAGUAUUACUAACUGUGUGCUUCUCUGUUUGUAAAUCUUACUGUGAGUCAGAUACAUAUUUCCCAGUGAACUUAACUGUUCUCCUUCCCUUGCAUAUAAAAGAUGAAAAAAAUAGACUUUAUACUCACAUACCUCUUAUAUCUAAUUUCUUAACAAAACUAAUCUUUUCCCUUCUCCAGAUGCCAUACAUCUGUAAAAUAAAUAUAAGUUGAGGAAAACUCUAGGUGAGAAAUAAGUAGAGUGUUGGAAGAAGAGUUGUGAGUUUGUAACUGGAUGUUGGCAGCUCUAUCCAAGCUUCCUGGCCCCAAGUAGUGUCCAGCCUGACUGCCAGAACAGAGUUCUUAGCAAACUACCUGGUUUUGUUUGUUUCAUUUUAAAGUACAUGAAAUAAUGAUGGCCAAAGCAGUUAGAACCUCUUCAUUCCAGAAUUGUGUCCAUCCGUCUAGGAAAAUUGAUCAUUUUUUCUUUAAAAAUAAAUUUUCAGUAUAUUAAAGAUAGAUGUCAGUUGAAAUAAAGAAAUGGAGAUUCAUCAAGUAUGUGACUUUCAUACACACAGUACAUCCCAGAGGAUGCCUAGGAACGUAAAAAGAUAUUUUCUGCUACUGAAGGUCUCCCUCUCCUUAGUGACAGCAAUAUUACUAUGUCCACUUCUAACUCCAGAGCUUAAUUCCUUAGAAGUGUAUUUGUUGCAAUUUACUACAUUUUUAUAUGAGUCUAUUUAUAGGUGCCAUUAGAUAAACUCAGGUCUUUCAAAUGAAGGAAUUUCUAGCUCGUUUAGGGAAAAGAAUAAAUGUAUAAUAAACCAUAAAACUAAUGGUAGGAAAAGCUGGAAAUGGUGAGUUUGAUGCUACCAGUUGUUCCCUGUUAAGGAAAAGACCAGGUAUACCAUGAGUGUAAUCGAUGUCAUUUCCAGCAUACUGAUACAAUGCCUUUCUACUUACCUAAGCCAACUUUCAGACUAUUGUUUCUUUGGUGAAAACACCACUUGAGGGUUUUUUUAUACAAGUAUAAAAAUUUGUUUUUGUCAUUUAUAUAAGACCUGGUUUUGCUCUCAGUAGAAGAUGAAGACAGUAGCUUGUACAGGGAUAUAUCUAUAUUGGUCUUCAUCUGACAAGGAAUUUCUUCAUGUUUAAGAAAAUAUCCACUUUCUAAAAGCAGAGUACCAAAUUCUGUCUGUUCCAUUUUGAUGGAAUUCCAGAACAAAUCCUAACCAUUGCAAUCCCAGUAAAACUAAAGAAAAGGGAUUGUGUGUCGUGUAGACUGUUCGUAUUACGUGUAUGUAUUGCGAUUUCCUCAUGUUCCCUGCCUCUCUUGGUUUGCGUUUCCCGACGUCCCUAUCAUGUUCCCAGAGAACUUUCUUUGAAGGUAAAAGCUGUGCAAAAGGCAUGAGACUCAGGCCUAUACUUUGUUUAAAUGAUGGAAAAAAUAUAAAUUAUUUUCUAAGUAAUAAAGAUAUGAAAAUUAUCAUUGUAAAUAAAGACUAAAGUUUGAAAUGAC